Chenopodium quinoa (quinoa) is the source of this 1053-nucleotide messenger RNA. RefSeq lists its product as uncharacterized. The coding region runs from base 503 to 793 and encodes 96 amino acids. The transcript has 4 exons. The record is from RefSeq and is a predicted model, not a curated record. Lineage: Eukaryota; Viridiplantae; Streptophyta; Magnoliopsida; Caryophyllales; Amaranthaceae.
CGGUUUCCUUUAAAUCUUUAAUGCCUAUUUCUGCCUUGCUGGCUUGCUGUGAUUGUGAAUGCUCAAUACUGUCUUUCAUAAUUUCAAUUUCAUUGCUGUCGAUUGUCUAAUACUCAAAAUUGUCUAAUUGGAAUUUGUGAAUAUUGUUGAAAUUGUCUAAUUGUGAUUGGAAUUAUGUUGGGUUAAACAAUAAUUGAAGAAGACCUCUUAUUGUUGGAAUUAUUCCUCUUAAUAUUUCCUUAAUUUUAAAGCAAAAAAUUAAAUUGCAUAGAGCAAGAGGAUUUGUAAAGGAUUACAAGGCUCAUUUAAAAUUUACAUAGAAGCUAAAAAUCCCAUGAACAUAGAAAAAUCCCUACUUAAAGAAACUAACUAAAACAUAGCUCUUGCAAAAGGGCAAAAAAAAAAAAAAAAGAUCAAAUUCAGCCCCACCCAAAUCCAUUACAAAAGUCCAGUGUCCAUUUGUGUUUCCUACCUUCCCUUGUUCAAAGAAGAGAAUACUGCAAUGAGUACAAGUGAAUCACCGGUGCCAUCAUCGUCACCGGCGCCGGUGCGACGGCGGGAGAGUCCAUGGGGCGUUUCAGAGGGCGAUCACCGCCAACCCAAGCCCCACCGCUGCAACGACCGAGCCGAAGAUGUAAUUCAGGCUUGUUUUGAAGGAAACCCAUUCAAGACUGUUCCAGGCCCUUUCAAGCUUUUCUAUCGAUGCAUGCGCUCAAAACCUGGGGAGGAGCCAACAGAGCCUUUCUACUACUUGGAGCUAGAUCCACCAAGGAGAGAAGUACAACUUGAGUGAAAUUUUUAGUAAAUUUCUCAAAAAGGGGUAUUAUUUUGGGUUUUCCCUGAUAUCUGAACUCGGAGUGUUAUGAAUGAUGACCAUAUAUGCAUCAUACACUAGGAUUGCUCUCCUUGUUAUAAAUGAAGAAAUACCACUUCAUAUCAUUUCCUUUUUGUUUGUUCUUUGAAAUUUUGGUUUGGGUUACCUUGUUAAUCUACACAACUUGCCUUGUGAUCACUCGUUAAUAAUAUCAUGUACACAGAUUCAUUCUGUUGCUA